Molecule: messenger RNA, 862 nt
Organism: Cantharellus anzutake
Lineage: Eukaryota; Fungi; Basidiomycota; Agaricomycetes; Cantharellales; Hydnaceae
Exons: 3
Coding region: 311-751 (146 amino acids)
Source: RefSeq, a predicted model, not a curated record
UUCUUAUCAUACAAGGGAUGUUGUAUAGAGGCUGGCCACCUGCCUAGGGGUGCUGUUGUUGUGAAGAACAUCUUUUAGUGCAGCGACAAACCAAAAACUGGUGCUACAUAUGGAACUAGCCGAGGCCACGGUAUUAAUCCUCAUCAUCACACAGGGAACUAGUACCCACAUGGCUUUACUUUGGCGCUAACCGAGAUUUUCAUCCGAUCCACUACGCGAUAAGAUACUAUAAGGAACCUUAAGGAUGGUCCCCCCCCCCCCCCUCUUUCUCCUCAGUUUUCUAGGCACUCCGCUCAAAACCGAGGCCACAAUGCGAUUCUGGAAUGCCUUGGUUGCAAUCACUCUACUUCCGAUCGUCGCGGCUAGUUUCCACCUUGGCAUUGUGACUGGUGACGACUACGACCUCGCGCCAGGAUCCGGCACGACCCAACUUUGGACGGUUUUGCUCCCAUCGGGACAAGAUGGUUGCCGUCAGGCAUUCGCCUUGAGACCCCCCCAAGUUAGGCGGGAUACCGCCGGCCUCGAAGGGGUGGCCGUCCAGCUCGGCUCAAUAGUAAACGUUACACUUUGCGGGCUUCUCGUUACGGUACACCCUACGCUUGACAGGUGGUCCACCUGGAACGACACCGGAAAGUGUUACCCAACUUAUCCGGGUACCUCCACAGUGCAUUUUGCGAGGUGUAAAAGUACCAACAGCAUUAUUUACUACGAUAUGUACUGGUGCGAUUCGUACUUGUGCGGAGAGACCUAGGGACCAAUGCAGAAGAAAUCAGAAAUCUUCAUCUAGCUGCCUGACAAGGCUUGGUUGUGUUAGCCAAAAAUUGUUGUAAAACACCCUUGAAAUGAUCAAUCACUUGCAUAC